AUGUCUAGCAUAAGAAAGAUGGACAAAAAUAAUAGUAAAUAUGAUUCUGAGGUGAGGCAGUCAAUUACCUCCUCGUCUUUAAAAAAAGUAUUGAAUUCCCACCUGUCAAUAUAUAAUGCUUUGACUAAUCCAGAUUUAGACGUUUCUCCUCAGCUUAAUAGUGAUACCGGCGGCAAGGGACUUCCAGAAAUGAGUGAACAGUUCUCUAUAACAUCAUGGCAAUCCAUAGGUAAUGAAUCGUUUAAUGAUUUGAAGAAUUCGAAGGAAAAGGUGUCGUCGUCUAUUUUGUCUAGCGUUUCGGAUGAAGAAGAUAAGGAGAAGGAAUCUGCAGUCAUAGUGCCUUACCCCACAAGAAAUAAAGUAAUGGUAUUUGAAACAGAUGAAGAAGAUGAAGAUAUUGAUGAGGAUAGGACGCUAAGUCCGAAGAUGCACUUGUUUAACAUGGGAGAUAACCCGAAUUCGUUUAUAAUGCCCAAACUCACAGUUUCAGAUAAUAUAUCAAACGCUUCUCAUUGCAUAUUUCAAAUAAGUGUGUUGAGCUCUCCAAGUGAAAACCAUACUGAAACGUAUCAACUAAUUAAAUAUCUUGAAAAGGAAUUCAGUAGCCAUUUAAUUAAAUUCAAUCAUUUUAUAGUUAAUCCAAAGCUCCUGUUAUUUGACGAGAAAAUAAUCAGAGAGUCUAACUUAGUUUUUGUGAUUAAUGAUGGAUCAUCAAUAUUCGUUAAUUACCUAUGCCGAAUUUUUGGAGUUGCUGAUGGGAUAGACUCGGUUAGUUUAGAUCAUUUACCUAAACUAACAAUUAUUAACAUGCUUACUGUGAAUUACUUUAUUAAUUUAUUCGACUUAUUGAAUAAUUUGCGACCUUAUCAAAUAUGGAAAACAUCAUCAUUAAAACAAGAUAACUUGUUAAAGAAUCUAAAAACUUUGAUUGAAAUCGAAUUCAGCCCAUUGAGGGAAGAAUACUUUAAUAAAACACUUACUACUAGGGAUAAGAACUUAAGUUUAACUAUAAAUAAUAAGUUUAUGUAUUCCAGUUUAGUUCCAAGCAAAAAGCCUGAUUAUAAAUCUAUUGAAAGAAGUUUCAAAUCCGAGCUUCAAGUGAGUACUAAUAUUGAUAAUAUUGAUCCUUUGCAAUUAUCGUCAAGCUUUUCAAGUUUAAAAGUAUUCAAUUCAAUUAUCAAAAAAUUGUUUGCAUUUAAUGCAAGUUGUGCUUCAAACGAAAAUUCCAGCAACUACAAUAAGCUAUGGUUGAUUUGUAGUUUUACUAUUGGCAUAGGUAUGGGUGUAGGAAUUGCAAAUGGUGCGGCAGCGAUUCUAAAUUUUUAUUUCUACAACAAUUACUUGACAUCAGGAUUAAAUUCACCUCAGUUUCUUGAUUCCAAACAACUAGCUGAUGGCACGGAUUUCACAAGCACACAAAUCAGCAAUUCGAUAGUAGAUUUCUCUAAUAAUUUAAUGGAUUCAUUAGGAAAAUAUGCUAUUGAUUUGAAAAAUUUAAUGUGUUUCAAUGAAAUCUCUGAGUUGCCCAGUAGCUUGAGGUUAGCAAGUUCGACUGUGAUUGAUUAUUUUAAAGGCGGUUUAGAGAAACUUACUGGUUUCUUUUUGUACAGUAAUCAUUGA
Molecule: messenger RNA, 1620 nt
Organism: Debaryomyces fabryi
Lineage: Eukaryota; Fungi; Ascomycota; Pichiomycetes; Serinales; Debaryomycetaceae
Exons: 1
Coding region: 1-1620 (539 amino acids)
Source: RefSeq, a predicted model, not a curated record